AUGCAGCACCGGUACGAGACCACGCCGUUGCUCUAUGUCGAAGUAGCACAGCCCCCACCACGCUACCCGCAUAGAAGAAUCCGCCGGUUAUGUACUACAUGUCUAGGUUCGAUAUUAGUACUGUCAGUUAUUGUGCUACUCUUACCCUACGCUCUGCUCCCACGCGGAUACGGCUCAAUCUCCGAUCAUUUCCCCUGGACGUCGAGCAAUGGCCUUGACUAUGCUUCUCUCCAGCACCUUCUGCAGACCGUACCAAGUACAGACAAAGUAAGGGAUUGGAGCCAUCAUUAUACAUCUGGACCCCAUCUUGCGGGGAAAAAUCUCAGCUUAGCUAUUUGGACAAAGGAGAAAUGGGAGGAAUUUGGUGUCCCAGACGUCCAACUCACGACCUAUGAAGUCUACCUGAACUAUCCCGUCAACCAUCGAUUAGCACUUCUCGAGAGCAAAAAUGAGAGUCAUGAUUUUAAAGUCAUUUACGAGGCUUCAUUGGAAGAAGAUGAGCUUGAUAAAGAUACCACUAGCGAGCUAAGAGACAGGAUUCCCACGUUCCAUGGCUAUUCGGCAAGCGGCAAUGUUACUGCUCAAUACGUUUAUGUGAACAAUGGAAACUAUGAUGACUAUGAAGCUCUCAUCAAGGCAAACGUGACUUUGGAAGGAAAAAUUGCGCUGGUUAAGUAUAGCGGAAUUUUGCGUGGACUGAAAGUUAAGCGUGCUCAAGAACUUGGUAUGGCCGGAGUCAUUAUCUAUACUGAUCCACAGGAAGAUGGAGAUAUGGUUGAGACAAACGGAUACAAGGCAUAUCCUGAUGGACCUGCUAGGAACCCAAGUGCUGUGCAGAGAGGGAGUGUUGGAUUUUUGACUGUUGGAGCUGGCGACCCGACGACCCCUGGAUACCCCUCCAUCCCAGGUUGUCCUAGACAGGAUCCUAAAGAUUUCCUUCCUUCCAUUCCUUCAUUGCCAAUCUCUUACAGAGACGCCAUCCCGCUCUUGAAAGCUCUCAAUGGCCAUGGACCUAAAUCCUCAGAGUUUGGCAAAGAGUGGGAAGGUGGUUUAGUCAAUAAAGGUGUUGACUAUAACAUUGGUCCAUCUCCAGAGAACGUCAUGAUCAAUCUCUAUAAUGAGCAGGAGUAUGUAACUACUCCUGUAUGGAAUGUCAUUGGCGUUAUCAAAGGUUCAAUCCCGGAUGAGGUUAUUGUUUUAGGCAACCACCGAGAUGCUUGGAUAGCUGGAGGUGCAGCCGAUCCAAAUAGUGGAUCUGCUGUGAUCAAUGAAGUCAUUCGCAGCUUCGGUGGAGCCCUUAAGGGUGGCUGGAAACCUAAAAGAACGAUUGUCUUCGCUAGCUGGGAUGCCGAAGAGUAUGCACUGAUUGGAUCAACGGAAUGGGUCGAAGAAAACCUUCCGUGGCUGUCAAGUGCUCACGUUGCAUACCUCAAUGUUGACGUUUCCACGUCUGGAAAGAAGUUCCAGGCUAAUGCUAGCCCCUUGCUCAACAAGGCGAUCUAUAAUGCCGCAGGACUUGUCCUAUCUCCAAAUCAGACGAUUAAAGGGCAAACCAUCCUUGACCUCUGGGACGGGGAAAUUGGUGUAAUGGGAAGUGGAAGCGAUUUUACGGCUUUCCAAGAUUUUGCUGGAAUUCCAAGUAUUGAUUAUGCAUUUACGACUGGAGCAGGCGAUCCAGUUUAUCAAUACCACUCCAAUUAUGAUAGUUUUGAUUGGAUGGACCGAUUCGGUGACGUUGGUUUUAAAUAUCACGUUGCAAUGGCAAAAACGUGGUCUCUUACAGCCGCAUACCUAGCAGAAACCCCAAUUCUAGCUCUGAAUGCCACCGACUAUGCUUAUGCAUUGAGGAAAUACUUGGAUUCGGUUAAAGAUAAGGUCUCUCCUGAUGCCAUGAACCAGUUUGACUUCUCUCCCAUGGAUGAUGCAAUCUCCGCGUUCCACCAAAAUGCCGUUAAAUUCGACGCUUAUGCUGAGUCACUUGCUACAGAACUUGAGAAAGGUGGUCAUUGGUGGAGUAGGCUUAUUCUCUAUUUCAAAAUUCGCUUUACUAACCAGAAAUACAAAUAUAUUGAAAGAAAGUUCCUAUAUGAUAAAGGACUUGAUAACAGAGGUUGGUACAAACAUGUUAUUUUCGCACCGGGACGUUGGACUGGAUAUGCCGGUGCCACGUUCCCUGGCCUAGUUGAAAGCUUUGAAGACAACAAUUUGAAGAACGCCGAGAAAUGGAGGGACAUUAUUAUAUCUAAGAUUGACGACGCUACUGAAUUGUUGGGAUGA
This is a messenger RNA of Trichophyton rubrum CBS 118892, 2277 nucleotides long. RefSeq lists its product as uncharacterized. The record is from RefSeq and is a predicted model, not a curated record. Lineage: Eukaryota; Fungi; Ascomycota; Eurotiomycetes; Onygenales; Arthrodermataceae. Bases 1 to 2277 code for a protein of 758 amino acids. Gene Ontology annotation, molecular function: carboxypeptidase activity. The transcript has 3 exons.